AUGGCCAUAGGCCCUCUUAUUUUCCUGGCUGUCCUGGCGUUAGUCCAUCACCCCCGGAUGGUCAGUGACAUCACAGAUUCGGCCACACUGGAUCGUCUCCAGGAGCAUGAGAAGCGGCUAACUUCAGAAAUGGGGCGCCUCCAGGUGGAAUUGGACCAGAAGAACUGGGACUGGGAUCCAAGACAGAGCCAGGAGCAAUGGACCACAGAUGACCUAACAGCAGAAGAUGGAACCUGGGAUGGGUGGCAUUACGUAGGGCUAGUCAUCCUCAUCCUCUUUGGAUGCUGCAGAUGCACCAUUGAGAAGGAACCUAAUUACGAUUCCAGCACCGACAGCUCCAGCACCACCACCAACGAAGACUACGAGGACACUGACCUGGAACCGGAAUAUUAUGAACCCAAGCAAAAAUUGCUGGACGAUUUUUAUGACCACCACAUUGAGAUGGAAACUAGUGAGACGACCAGCUUGUGUGAUUUUGUGGAGACGUUUGUGAAUGAUUUGCUUGAAGAGAGUCGGAAUGCCCUUCCCUACCAAAACACACUUCCUCUGCUGGAGAACUGCAUUGGAGUGGGCAGUGCCUUUGAAGGAUGGCCCACGAAGAAGUUUUCGAAAACGUUCUGUGUCCUUGUGCCUGUAUUGCCACCCAAGGGCCACUCCUUCCACGUUGAAACAAGUGAUUCUGAGGGUGCUCCAAGCAAGCAUGGGCAUAUUUCGGUAGAAAUGGAAUGCAUGUGUAAGAGAGAGAAACUGUUGGGGGAUGUGGUAUGCUUCCUUCAUCACCCGGAACGAAAACUGAGCCAAGAAGAGCAAGGCAAAUCCCUCAUGCAUGUUCUUUGCACCAGUUCCCAUUUGGAUGGGGAGAAAACCAUCCAGUGGUUCCAAGCUCUGCUAAGCAAGGUCUGGGAUACUCUUGGUCAGAAGUACAAUUUAAGUCUCACAAUCCUGCAUUCCAACAAAACUUGCCAGCUGAAAUUAGAAUUUCCAUCCAGGAAGAUCUUUAUCGACAUCUUACUUGGAGUGCAGCAAGGAGACUCUCUGGUCUUCCUGACCACCCAAGAUGGCAAAAAAGAUAAUCUAAAUGGUAAUGUUUGGCAUAAAAGCUUUGCUAUUCAGGAGCUGCUCUUUUUCAAAUGGGUGAGCCAACGAGCUCCCAAGGACAGCUGCCACCUGAAAUGCCUUCAGAUCCUCAUCUUUUUCAAAGAGUCUAAUACCCCGGAAAAGAAGAACCCAGUGCUCACUAACUAUCACUACAAGACUUGUUUGAUGCACCUCUUGCUUCUGUGGCCUCUGUCCUAUUGGGAGCCCGAGAAAAUUGCACAAAGACUUCAAGACAUCCUCUUGUACAUGAAUGCUGCCCUGGAAGAAAAAUAUCUCGAACACUUCCUCAUAGGGAACAUUGCCUUGCCUAUUCAGAUCCCUCUGCCUAAGAGCCUCCGAAGUGCUGUCCCCUUCAACCUUUUCGAGCACUUGGCCCAGGAUCCGAACCUUCAUGCCAAGGCAAUAAAUGAGUUUGUGGAUGUUGUAGAACAAGUGAGGGUUCUCUGGUUAGCACCUGAAGAAUAG
Molecule: messenger RNA, 1563 nt
Organism: Python bivittatus (Burmese python)
Lineage: Eukaryota; Metazoa; Chordata; Lepidosauria; Squamata; Pythonidae
Gene: ITPRIPL1
Product: ITPRIP like 1
Cellular component (GO): membrane
Source: RefSeq, a predicted model, not a curated record